Messenger RNA from Symbiodinium necroappetens, 4623 nucleotides. The record is from the annotation of a GenBank genome assembly. NCBI's taxonomy places the organism in Eukaryota, Dinophyceae, Suessiales, Symbiodiniaceae.
AUGCUGAUGGUGUCGAGAUCGCUUCUUUGGAUUGCAUUCUGCGUUACGUGCGUGGACGCUGGUACUAUCAAUGUUCUGAUGAUCCACAACGCGCUUGAAGACAACGUGGGUUGGAAGGAUGGCUUCCUGAACUUCUUUGUCCCGUUCUUGAACAGUCAGGGUGGCUUUACGAUUACAGGUGAUGCCCAGUCGCCUUACUUGCUGAAUGCGUCUCUUUGCGAGUUCGACAUUGCAGGCAACGGUGAACCGAUUACAGCAUCCACUGUUCAAAGCUGCCUCAGUAGAGCAGGGGACGUAGAUGUCAUUGUAGUUGGUUCUUCUGCUGGAAACGAUGACAUCAAGCAGUUGGGAGAAUCACUCCAGAUUCCUAACUUGCAUUGCUCUGGUGGCAACCCUGCUCAAUGGACUGGGGCAACACCCCAUGCAUUUGGCAUGCACCUGCCCUUUCCGUGGUAUUCCCGAGGACCCAUGAGGAGAGCUGCCCUGCAAGGAUUGCAACGUGUUGUGAUCAUUCGCAGCUACGACUGGGGGUUUCCUCGAACAUCAGCAGUGGCAGCAGCGGAAUGGAGCUUGGAAUCCUCGAUGACACUGAUAGGUCCCACGUUGGAGUGGUGCCACCAAUGGGCCAACAUGACCCAGACGUGCCGGGUCAUCAACUCUUCUUGCCGCUGCGGGGAGCAAGUCGAAUUCGAUGCCCUUGGAUACAAGUACGAGGUUGCCAGCAUGCCGAGCUUCUAUGAAGUGUCCGAAGCUGCCGUGCUGGAAGCUGGGCUGAACCCACGCGAUGAAGUCGUCUCCCCUGCCCUGAUUACCUUCGUAGAGGGCAUCAUAGAGGAUGUCCGUCGACAGGGGCAGGAUCCAGAUAUGGUUGUGAACUGGUUGACUUCGGCCCGAAGUGGGCUGGUGGCCAUGCGUCAACGCAAGUUUGCGUUUCAGAUGUAUUUUGGGGGACCCAACGUUGCAGGAAUUGCCUGGAACGGCUAUGAAUCUUAUUGGCAGAAUGGAACUGCAGCACUUGACACCGCCGAUGCCCUGUACAACAUGGGUGGCGGGCAAUGGCACCACGGAAUGCUCUUUUCCGAUCCUUUCUUUGGCAGUUCCAGUGAAAUGGUGCGCCAAUUCUCGGAGCUGUUCGCACGGCCUCCGAGCUACGAUGCUGCAGCUUGCACUAGUGCAGGUAUAGCUCUGGCGCUCUCAUUACAGAGAUAUGGGAGGCCUCUGCCAAGCACUCUUGAAGCGCGACGUGAAGAGAUUCGACUCUCCAUUGGUAACCUGAACGAUGAAACUCUCUUCGGGACGCUCCGUUUCAAUCGCUUCAACCAGAACAAUGGACGACUUACCGUAAGCUGGCAGGUGCUGGAAGAUGGCACUACAAUGCCCGUUCUUCCUGCAGAAGCCGCGAGCACCGAGUUUCGCUUCCCGGCGCCUUCUUGGGAGGUACGAUUGGGAUGCCCAUCAGGGUCCUAUGCCGCAGCAAUCACCCAGGAUGACUUAGUCCCCAAGAGAUGCAGUCCUUGCCCGGAGGGCACCUACCGCUCUUUGCCAAGCAAUGGGCUGGUUUUUUCGGUGUGCCAGCAGUGCGAGCUGGGGACUGGUUUGCUACCCGGAGUUACGGGGGCCACUACAUGCAGUGCUUGUCCGGCUGGACGAGAGCAACGGAGCGAGGCCCAUAGGGGGAUCUGCCACAAGUGCCCAACAGGUCAGUUUCGGGGAGCCAACAGCUCCGACAAAUGCGAGCUGUGUCCAGCCGGAACGUAUGCUGAUGAAGAAGGGCUUGCUGAGUGCAAGGUGUGUGCUGUGCUGUCAUCCCAGCCUGAUCUUGGCCAAGCUUCCUGCCUUUGCGACAUUGGAUCCUUCCGUGAUCAAGGGGCAACCGCCGAAGUCGCUGACGGAACUGUUGUGUGUACAUCCUGCGAGGAUAUCUUGCCAGGCAGCACCACUCGAUAUCCAGGCAGCAUCUCGCCACUGCAGUGUCUCUGUCCAGCAGGUCGCUUUUGGCACAGGUCUUCACCUGGCGCUCCCGCGUGGUGCAAAGCUUGUGGAGUGGGACUGGACUGCCGAGGAGGAUUCUCAGAUGAGAACGCCACCAGUCAAAAUCAUCAGCCACCGAUGCAGCUCGUGGGGUUUUCUGCAGGUGUCCCAGACUUUCCUGGUGCUGAUCCGUCGUAUGUGGUCACAUGCGAGACUUCAGCUCGCUGUCCCGCUGGCCCCUUGGGGCACUGCCCUGACCGGAUGAAGGGCAGGGGCUGUGCAACUUGCACCCUCGGCAACUUUUAUGAUGGCAGCGGCUGUACACCAUGCACCGACUUUGCAGUGUGGCCUGUUUUGGUUUCGUGCAUCCUUGUCGUCGCGGCCAUGUUUGUGCUGUAUCAGUACAGUGUGGGACUUGAGAAGCCCCAUCGCGAGUCCAUGAUGACGCUGACAGUCACUGCCGGUUUGGCUGUGAUGGCGACACAAACUCUGUCGGCAUUUACCAGGAUAGAGCUCGAAUGGAUCGAACCCCUAAAUUCAUUGAGAGCUGCAUUGUCCAUCCUGGCUUUUGAUAUUGGCUUCCUACGGCCCCAGUGUUGGGUGGGAGGAGUGGAUCCGCUGCUGGAAUAUGGUAUGGCCAUCUCUGCAUACCCGCUUUGUGCUCUUUGUAUGCUGAUGGUUUUCGCAUUCAACCACUUUGUUCGUGGCAGGAGUAUCAGCAUCUACCAGGUCGUCAACACGCAAGGUCUUCUGGUUUCAGCCCUCUACAUUGCUCUCACAUAUGUCGCCUUGCAGCCUUUCCGGUGUAUACGCAAUCCUGAUGGCAGUGCCAGUUUGGUUGCUUACCGGGGCCUCACAUGCUGGGACAACCAUGAUCACACUGUUAUGGUGGUUUUGUCAGUGAUACCCCUGUUGGGAGUUGUUGUGGCCUACCUGGCUCUUGUGACUUGGGCGACCUGGAGGUAUCCCCUCGCUUGCCGUGCUGCAGGUGGUGUAGAUUUUGUGAAGCGUUGGUCCUUUCUAUUCACACGUUUCCACCAGCACAGCUACUACUUUGCUUGGGUUUUGGCUGUUCGAAAUCUGAUUGUGGGCCUGUCUCCGAUUGUUUUCGUACACCUUCCAGCCAUUCAGCUCGUGCUACUUCACCUGACAGUUGCCAUCUAUGGCUCCUUGGCAGCUCGUGUCUGGCCAUGGCGGACCCAGAUAGCCAACAUCCUCGAUGUCAGCCUCUGCUUUUGUUUGCUUUUGGUGGUUUCGACAGGGCAGCUGCUACUAAAAAAGGAUCAGGAAAAUGCAUAUGUGGUCCAAGUUCUAUUAUUGCUCUUCCUCGCUGUUGCAGUGACCGGGUUGACUUUGGCACUCGCUGUCUCAGUUAUGCGAUUGAUGAAGACUUCGCAUCCAUAUGGGGUCUUCAUCAGUCACCACAAGAAAGCCGCGGGCACAUUGGCACGUUGGUUCAAGAUGUUGCUGGCAGAAAGGAUCAGUGACAAAGUCUUCUUGGAUUCAGACGAUGUAGAUCGUCUAGAAACCAUAGUUGACAUCACAGGUGCCGGCACCCAGAACUUGCUGGUGUUGCUAACGAGCGAGACCCUGAAGCGCAUCUGGUGUGCUGCGGAGAUUGCAAGUUCGUGGGGCAGUGGAACCAACAUUGUGCAGGUCGCUUGUGAUGGCUGUGUGGUGACGCACGAAUGCAUCGAUGCCGUUCCUGGGGCAUGGACUGAAGAACAGCAGACAACUCUAGCCAACAUUGGAAUUUCUUUUCAGAGCAUCAAAGAUGCGUAUAUGAAUUUGCUCAGCAAGCCUGUGAUAGCUUUGGAUAGGCGCGGGGCGGAGGUUGCAGAGCAUGAACGGGUGGUCCAAAUCGUGCUUACGCAUUGCAAAGGUCUGUCGAGAAAUAUGCAGCGUGUCUUCUCUCCUGGAACAGGCUCCGAGAGCCUUUCGGGCUUUGGGACGAACCCUAAAGUCCUCAUGCUGGGGGACAUGGAGUCAUCUGAACCUGGCAGUUGCUGCCGUGUGAUGCAGCUUCUUCUACAAGCGCAGCUGGAAGAAGAAGUUCACCUACUGAACCCAUCCCUGGCCGUGCUUGACAUGGACCAGCUCACUGCUGUCUUGGCUUCAGCGAAUGUGGUCCUUGUCAUCCUGACACAGGGCGUCCUGCAGCUCGCACCCUUCGCAGCUUGCUUGACUGCCUGUGCUCUCUCCAACGCGGAGCUCAUUCCCGUGAAAGCAGAGGAGACUUUUCUUUAUCCAGACCCACCGUUUUACGAGAAGUUGAUGGCAGGCGAUUGCUUUCCAGAGGAAGCGCUGGCCAACCUUGGCACUGAUUUGAGCACUGUCAAGGCUACAUGUACCGUCCUGUUCAACAUGUUGGCGCUCAAGUUUACAUCUCAUGGGACGGAGCGGAUUCAAGCCACUGAAGUCCAUUUGAUGUGCGGCAGGAUCCUCCCCUUGCUACAUACCGAAGCCAUCAGCAUGAUCAGUCCAACAAAUCAAGGUUCUUCAAAAUCCGGAAGACGCAAUUCCGGACGGGACUCUAGGCGAAGUGAUACGAUUCGACUUUCCAUCCGCGAGUCGGCCCGCUUGCAAAGAAUUGCCAGGGAGUCAAAUGACGAGGGAGAGCAGGUGGACGAAGAGAUCGAAGAGCACUUCUGA